GUCAUGAUAAAUUAAUAUCCAAUAGCAGCUAUUUGUUUUGGUUAUUUGCUAACAAGGCUCUUGGCCUAUAGCGUUUUGCUCUAUAAGCUGGAUUCCAUGCGGAUUUGGUUGUUUAAACUAGAGCGUAUUCAAAUGAAUUGUGGUUGAUCUUACUCGUUGUAGCUAGGCGCUCUAUCACCUCUGUUUUAACGCCUCAAUCGACCUGCCUGCGUUAAGGACGAAGUGUUGACGGGAAAAUUAGAAUUUUACUUCAAGUUUUCAACAGCAACUGUCUUUGAAGAGUUGAGAGUUGAUUGAGUCGACGGUUGAGAGGACCUGUAAAUACAAGCUCCGAGUCAUGGCGUUAUUCUUCUCCGUACGAUAAAGAUAGAAACGACGAGUACAAUCAAUUGAGUUAAUUCUUAUUACACGAGAGGUUUGCGAAAAGGAAUAUCAUCUUGGCUAUCCUUGGUGGAUGUAGUGAAAGCUUACUUCGACAGCAACGUCGAGGACAACGAGUUUCACUGAAGGGCUGGGAGUGACAAAGCUUGGAUAUUUUAAGUUGGUACCGCAAAUUACUCGAACUCGAGAGCCAAAAAACCACACAUAUUAGUGACUCGUUGAGGAAUCUAUCGUAGGUACGCAACGACGAAUAACUUACCGUUGUAGCCAUAUUGUUUCGAAUUUUCUGGCUUCAAAGUUCACGCAGUAAUUCGAACACAUGUAGUGACUGGAAGAUCUGCGAUCAAAGCGCCAUGAAAUGAAACGACAUGCUUUCGUGAAGAAGAACACAGUUCCUUCGUUGAAACGCGAUGAUCAUGGAUAUGUUUUUGGUGUUAAUAGUUGGGCCUAUUACCGUCAAGGAGUGGCGCUACAGUGCCUGGGUCGGCAUGCGGAUGCCCUUGGAGCCUUUGCGUCUGCGCUUGCGCAGGAUGAUAAAAGCCCUCAACUGCUGAACUCUCUGACUGAAGCCGCGAUGAAGUCCCCACUGAGAGCUACUCUCGAGCCAAUCUACAACCAGCUUAAAGGCAUGAAACUUGACAAGAGCGCCUUUGUAAUGAUAUCAGUUAUCGGACAGGAACUUCUCUCUGUCGGACAUGUAACUGCAGCUAUAGAUUGCCUCGAGGCUGCUUUGAAAGUUGGGACUUGCGGAUUACGUCUCCGUGGUUCUGUCAUCUCGGCCCUUAGUACAGCUUAUUGGAAACUUGGAAAUGUUAAGAAGGCGAUGGAAUACAUGAGACAAGAUCUAGAAACGUCACAGUCUUUGAACGACAAAGGCGGCGAGUGCAGAGCUUAUGGCAAUCUAGGAGGGGCGUAUUACUCACAGAGAAUGUACAAAGAAGCUGUGGAACAUCAGAAAAGCCAACUAGAUCUUGCUUUGACAAUUAAAGAUCGUAAAACAGCUGCUAGUGCCUUGAGUUCUCUAGGGCAUACAUAUGUCUCGUUGUCUGAUUACACAAAUGCUAUUUCGAGUCAUAAACAAUCAAUGCAAAUCUAUAAGGAGUUGAAAGACAAGCAAGGCGAAGCGAGAGAACUCGGAAACAUCGGCGCUGUACAUGUCUUGUUAUCGGAUUAUGACAACGCGAUAAAAUAUCACCAAGAACAUUUGAAAAUUGCGGUUGAGAUGGGAGACAAGGCCGAAGAAGGUCGGGCCUAUAGCAACUUAGGGAGCGCUUUCCAUUACAAGAGAGACUUCGACAAAGCGAUCCAAUUUCACAAGCAGGUCCUGGACGUGGCGAAGAAGACCAAAGAUUCUUUUAUGGAAGCGCGAGCUUAUGCUGGUCUAGGACAUGCUCUGAGAUGCAAAGGUGACUUAGAACAGGCAGUAUCUUUUCACGAAUAUCAACUUGCUUUGGCGAUAAAACUCAAAGAUCGAGCGACCGAGGGGAGAGCGCUUUCCAAUCUGGGAGUUAUUUUUCAGCAGAGGGGGCUUUACGGACAAGCCCUAAAGCUCCACAAAAAACACCUGGCUAUUUGCAAGGAGUUAGAGGACCGAGCGGGACAGGGGCGAGCCUAUGGGAAUAUGGGCUGCGCUUACAGCGCUUGCGCUAGGUAUGAACAGGCUAUUAAGUUUCAUAAGCAAGAACUGAUGAUUUCUAAAGAAGUGAACGAUCGGCCGUCAGAAGCCUGCACGCAUGGAAAUCUUGCAGUGGCUUAUCAAGCGAUUGGAAGUCUGGACAAGUCUUUGAAACAUUAUCAACAACAUCUAAUUAUUUCGCAAGAAAUCGGUGAUCAGUCAAAUGAAGCCAUCGCUCUGAGUAAUUUGGGGAAUUACUACAGUUCUUGCGGAAAUUUCACAAAAGCUAUUCCUUUUUACGAAAACUUUUUGUCCGUCGCGAGACAUAUGCGGGAUCGUGUAGGCGAAUGCAAAGCUUGUCACAAUCUGGGAUUUGCUCAUUACUCGUUAGGCAAUCACUUAGAUGCAGUACCCUACUACGAGAGAAACAUUGAAAUAGCGAAAGAUCUGGAAGACAGGACAAGCUUAGGACGUGCGUAUUGUAAUCUAGGACUGGCCUACAGUGCAAUCGGCGUACAGGAUAAAGCGCUGGAGUGUCAAAAAGAAUUCCUAACCGUUUCACAGGAGGCCAUGCAAGUCCAAGGCGAAUUUAAAGCUUGCGGAAACAUUGGUGAUAUUUAUGUGACGCUGGGUAACACAAAUCAGGGAAUACGGUUCUUCCAGGAACAGCUACAAGUCGCCAAGAAAGCGCAGGAUACUGCUCUGGAGAGCGAAGCGCACGGAGCCUUGGGUAGCGCUUUUCGGACUGCGCGUGAUUUUGAAAGGGCGUUGGCCUGCUUCCAAAGGGAGUUAGAAUUCAGGAGAACUGCGCAUGAUUCUGUUGGUAUUUGUAAGGCGUUAAGCAAUCUCGGCUCAGUUCACAGCAGCUUACAACAGUAUCACGAUGCUUUAACGUCCUAUUCUGAAGAGCUUUCCAUUGCCAAUGAACUUGAUGACUGUAUUCUACAAGCAGAAGCUUGUGGUAACCUGGGAAUCACAAAAAUGAACACUGAAGAUUAUCAAGAGGCGCUGGGAUUUUUUGAAAAGCAGAUCGCCACGUUGGAACAGGUCACAGGUGCCGUACUUGAAAGCGGCCGUGCAUACGGGAAUUUAGGUGAAUGUUACCACGUGCUGGGAGACCAUGAAGAAGCCGUGAAGUGUUACGAAAAAUAUCUUGCUGCUGGGCAGCAAAUGGAGAGUGCUGCUGACCAGGAUAAGGCCUACCGCGGACUAGGGAACACGCACAGGACAAUGGGAAAUCUGCAACAGGCUCUGGUGUGUUUCGAGAAGAGAUUAGUCGUUGCGCACGAGUUGACUGAUUUUCAUUCCAAAGGAACAGCUUACUGCGAGUUGGGAAACAUGCACAAGAUUCUUGGCAACUACGAGCAAGCGCUUGCAUGCUUCGAGCAACAGUUGUCCUUGGCGAGGGAGUGUAAUGAUACCAUUAAUGAAGGAGACGCCCUCUGUGGACUGGGGCUCGUGAAUCAGAAGAUGGGGGAGUACGAAAAGGCGUUGAAACUACACGAACAAGAGAUGACAGUCGCCGAAAAACAACGAGAUCUCGGCCGCCGCGGCCGGGCGUCGUUUCAUCUCGGAAUGACGCACGAAAUUCUCGGAAAUUACGAACAAGCGGCAAUCUACCAAGGCCAACAUCUAAACAUCGCCUCGCAAAUGAACGACAAAGCAGCGAAAGCGCAGGCGUACAGUUCACUGGGAAGAACGCAUCAUGCCCUGGUAAACUAUUCCCAGGCUAUUUCAUACCUCAACAAAGGCCUUGCGAUCGUGGAGGCUCUUGGGAGGAGUGAAGACGAGGCACGAAUACGUCAUCGAUUAGGUUUGUCACAUUUGGCUGACAAUCAGAUAGACGCAUCGCAGUUUCAUCUUUUCCGCGCGGCGGAAUUAUUGGAGAAAUUGCGCGAAGAAAGUAUUAGUAAUGGCGAGUAUAAAUUGUCUUUGUAUGAGCUUCAAGCUGCGACUUACCAAGUUUUACAGCGAGUUUUAGUCACUAUGGGCAACCACAAGGAGGCGUUGGCAGUCGCCGAGCGAAGUCGGACCCGAGAUUUUAUCGAUUUGCUUCAAGAACGGCAGGGAAAAAAUCGAUCAGAGAACGGGAUUCCGAAGUAUUUGGAAAAUACGUUGACGACACCUGAACAAAUUACAGACUUGGUACGCAGUCAAAAGGCAAGUGUGUUGUACUAUUCCAUAGCCGCAGGACACUUGUACAGCUGGCUCAUUACUCCGAACAAAGGUAUUGUGAAGUUUCACGACUCUCUUCUCUCGGAUGGAGACCAUGACAACGAGAUUUCAGUUGAUUUAGAUCAAAGUAGCAGCGCAGCUUACUCGCACACCUCUACUCUGUUAGAUUCGUACAUCACCCAAGUACGGGACGCUCUUGGAGUUGAACCGCAUUUAAACUUGAACCGUACAACCAGCUUGUCCGAGAGUGAAGUUGACGACACCUGGGAACGAGACAGUGUUUUCAGUGCGAGCCCUUUGUCAUACAUGUCAGGGGAUGAUGAUGAUACCAUAAGCGUGUCGUCUUUGUCACUUGGCGGUCACAGUUUCCGGUCAAAUCCGAGAAGUAGCUUCCUGUCGGCGAAGAACGUCCGAAAAUUGAAUGGGGUAAGAAGUAGUAACAAGAAACUCGGCUGGUCGGGGAAGCCACCGCUUCGUGCUUUGUACGAACUCUUGAUUGCUCCCAUGGAGGUUGCUCUACCUGCUUCUUCGUCCUUCGAAAGCGAAGAUUCCGAACUUGCGUUGGUUCUUCAAGGUGAUCUGUACCUGGUUCCGUUCCCUGUUUUAAAAGGGAGCCUUUCUAAAGAAUAUCUUUUCCGUCGGUUUAGACUUAUCAUUGUUCCUUCACUACAAGCUCUCGCCUCGAACAUCAAAACACUUAUGUUGAGGAAGAGUGGACUCGAUACAUCUUCGGUAACGGUCAUCGGAAACCCGAAGGUCCCGACGACGUUCGGACAAUGGGAAUCGAACCCGAGCGCUGAACACGAAGCUAAGAUCGUGGCUGAACUCUUCAACACGAAACCUCUACUCGGCGGUGUUGCGACCAAGAGCGAAGUCGUCCGAAAGCUACCGAAAGCGGAGUGCAUUCAUUUUGCCACUCAUGUCUCGUGGAAACUAUCGUCUCUUAUUCUUUCGCCUCAAAAUUCCGAUGACAAAUCGGUAGCGCCUGCAGGAUCACCUGAGAGAGCGAGUCUGGACUUUCUUGGUGACAUGAGUCCUGACGAGGCACCGGCUUUGUCUGAAUUCCUUCUCACAGCAGCCGAUAUCUUAGACCAGAAAUUAUCGGCAAAACUCGUUGUCAUUGGCGCCGCGCACAACCACUCGUCGCGCAAUCGGAUAACAUCGGAUGGUGUGAUUGGAUUAACGAGAUCGUUUUUGUCGGCUGGAGCACAGAGUUUGUUGGUUGCCCUGUGGCCUGUCCCAGACCUGGCGUGUAAGUUACUGCUGAAAGCGUUCUACGGCGGACUCCUUCAAGGAAUGAUGGCAAGUCAGUCUUUGUGUCAGGCCAUGCAAGUAGUUCAGGGAACAAAGCAGUUUUCACAUCCGUCAAACUGGGCUGGAUUUAUCCUUGUUGGUGGAGACACAGCUCUGACGAAUAAAGAAGCACUAAUGAGUAGCGCUAUUUCCAAACUGUUGGACAAUCCUGUGAAUUGCCGAGAUGCACUGAAAGUCCUUGUUCAUCUGGUGGACAAGGCGCAACAACGGAUUCGCUCGGGUCAGCGGUCGUCCAUGUACACAGCAGAUGCAAGCAUCAAUGCUAAAGUCAAGGGAGCCAGCGGUUGGCGAGAAUUGCUCAAGCUUCUUGGCUUCCGGUUUCAGAAGGCCGCCAACGGACUUCCGGACUCAGUCUUCUUUCCAACAGUAUCCAGUGGAGUGACAGACAAGCUGGCCGAUGCAAGUAACCAUCUACACGCUCUACUGGGAUUGAGUCCCACCACUCUGCAGGCGCUGGCCAAACUCGUGAAUGCGCGCACAGUGAACACAGCUUUAGUCGCUUUGUUUAGCCAGGUUUUGUCAUGUUUCGCCCAAGGAAUGAACAAUGUACAGGUGCCCCUAAAUCUUAAGUUAUGGCGUACGUCUGGCUGUCACGAGCUGUUGGCCUCUCUCGGCUUUGAUCUGAUUGGUGUGGGCAAAGAUGAAGUGAUGCUUAGAUCCGGCAAAGCCAACAGCAGACGCGCUGUACAGUGCACUGUGCAGGCCUUGUGUGCUCUCACAGAUUCAGAAAAUCCCGCAGAAAAGGAAGAUCCUACCUUUAAACUGUCUAAAGUUCAUUCCGCUUCGACUGUCAUCUCCAACUUAUCACUCAAAUCAGCUUCUAUCGACUCGGAUCUUGAUACAAAGUCCAAAGAUUUUGACCUUAGUUCCAACGAUGUUAGCAAUUUAAGGAGCUCUAGUAAGGGUUCCAAAACUACAAUCACCUCCAGGCCAGUGAAAACUGAGGCUCGUCCUUCCAACGAGUCGAUAAACUCGGCAGCAGUAGAGGAAGCCGAGAGAAGAAGCUUUCGCGCUCUCUCCAAAUCACAGCCUUUGCUUGUAAACAGGAAUCAUUCGAACGCUGUAAACCCCUAUUCAAGUUUCAACGGACACGUGCGCAGUGCCGUCAAGCAACAGUCAACCUCGUCUGUCGUGGAUCAUACGCGAAAUUCUUCAGUAGCCGACCCAUCCGACUCAGACGUCGAUAGUUACUCGGACAUUGUCGGUCAGCGCUCGUGGAAGGAUUCGUCAAAUCGGCAAACUGUCGAUCUUACGGAGGAUAGCUCUCUGUCAAAUACUAGACAAUCAAUUUUAAAUGGUGUUUCGCUCUCAAGGGUAACUAAUUCCAAUCCAACGGGGAGUGUUGUUGCUUUUCCGAUACAACAACGUCGAGCUAAGGAAAAUCAAGCAAGAACUGAAAAACAGGUGGUGGCGAGUACACCGAAUCAAAGUCACAAGCCGGGUGUUAAUGGUACGAGACCUAAGCCUAUAUCUGGGUAUCUACCGGAUGCUUCUUAUAUCAAUGGGGACAGGGUACACCGAGGGGAGUCCCUAAAUGAGGAAGGCUAUCAACGAGGAAGGCCUCAGGGAAGGAGUCGGAGCGAGAGCCAGGAACCUGUCUCUAAAAACGGACCUUAUAGCCGAUCGAAGUCAAUUCCAAGGCAGAGAGAGAAUGGGUCGAGUGAUGAGGAGGAAACUACGCAUGCUCGUGACAGACGUUGGGCGAAGAGUAGUACAGACUUGAGAACUCAUCGUGUAGUAACUGCCAUUGAUAUCGGUGGAAAUGAUAAAGUUAAUCAAAUAGGGCGCUUAAGAGUUUCCAGUGUGGAUUCACCAGUCAGCGAUGAUGCUCUGAGGUCUUCAAAUCAACGGACUGCACCAUUAAGAAAUGGCGAGUUAAAAACAAAUCACGCCGAUCAACUUGCAGCCCAAAUGCAACAAGGACGAAAAGAAUCCCUACAGGGGAGGAGACAGUCGCUGCAGAAGUUUCACGAUGACUCUCAGUCCUCUCAAGAUAGUACUGACUACGAGUCUCGUCAGACUAAAGCAGAGUGGGCAGCGGCUGCCUUAAUGAAUAAUCACAUGACACGUGAACCGACCCAACCGCUGGCCAACAAGAAAACAUCCCCGCAGUUACUUGAGAUGAAAGAUAUGAGAGCUGAAAAGAGGAGACUGAGGCGAGAGCAUUUGGCAAACUUAGCUAAUCUCCACUCCUCCUCCUGCUAGCACUGGCUGAGGACCUCUUAUUACCCGGGUUGAUAUGGACCAGCAGCUAAUAUUUUUUUUAACAAUUUCGUGUCUCAAACAAGAAAAUGUUUCCUAAUGAUCUGAACCAUAUUGGUUCUCUACCUUGUAAAACAGUGUCGAGCCUUCGAGUGUUGCACUGAUUCAUAGUUAUCUAUUUUGGGACGUGUAUCUUGAAAUUUGUUCAAAAUUUUCAGCAAGAGGUAACGUUGAAAUAUCAAUUUUCUGCCAGUCGUUAAAGUACAUUUUAUUUUGUUUACUUCUAAAUUUAUGAAAACGUCAACAGUCAAAUCAGAUGUAAGUUUGUGUACGAUAAUCAACUUCUUCACAGACGAGUUUGUAACGACAGAGUGUGGUAUAGGUCGUGAAAAAAGUAGAGAAGUUCGUUGAAUUUUAAAGGAAACGACUUUUUUAUUCGACCAAACGUGUUAUGUAAAGUUUAAAAAAAAUUAUUUGAAAAAAACUGCCCCAGGCUAGCUCGCUAUGCACCUAUUCGUGAAUGCAUUUUCAUCCUUAGGGUCUUAAUUUAUCCCAUAAUUUAGCCUGGGAAUGAGGACACUUUUACUAUAGCGCAAAGUCUUUCAAUGCAUCGGCUUUUAAAGGUAUCGACAAAGUAUUUCAGCUGUUGUGGUGAAUACGCUCGUUGGACGUAUCUACAAGGUAAUCGUUCAGUUAAUCUUGAUUUGUGAAAUUUUUGCUGAAACUGAAAGGAAUCAAGUCUAGAUCUCAUGCCGAAAAAACUAAGAAACCUGUAACAAACAUGAUUUUUGGUCACGCGACAUUGCGUGACUCAAACAUUCUCUUCGUGUCACCUCAACAUGUUUCCUUUUAGUAAGGUUACCCUCUUUUAUAUAAUAUAGAUUUGUGGCAAGCCCUAGAUAGAUAUUAUCAAGUGGUUUAUGACGGUCGAUUUCUACGUGUUCUGCCACCUUUUUAUUUAUAUGCGUUGUAUCUUUGUAGGUCAGAACCGAAUACUGAAAGCGUGCCAUUUUCCAAAUUCUCACUGUACUAUAUUUACCUCAGUCAAUUCGUAGAGAUGAGAUUGGCGUAUUUUCGAGUUGCUAUUUAUGAAAUUUGUAGCUAAAUCUUGUACAUAUGUUUGUAAUUUCAGAAUCAUAAACGGGAGGUUUAUAAUAUAUAAAAUAUAUUUCAAAGCCACAAUGUACAUAUUUCACCUCCUAGCGUAUAUUUUUAGUACAAUGAAUAAAGUUCCAGGUUUUCCAAAA
Molecule: messenger RNA, 8934 nt
Organism: Stylophora pistillata
Lineage: Eukaryota; Metazoa; Cnidaria; Anthozoa; Scleractinia; Pocilloporidae
Molecular function (GO): protein binding
Source: RefSeq, a predicted model, not a curated record